AUGCCAGAUGGAUCCCACAUCACCGACCUCGAGUACAUAGACGAAGAAGAGCCGUCCGUCAUCAGCCAGUUUCUUCCGCCUCUGACUUUCCCUGUGGAGGACUUGGACCCUUCUGCAGCAGUAAUCAAAUUCAGUAGUCGGCCUCUUGAAGAGGACACAGAAAGUUACCGUGAGCUCGAUAUCAGAGUUCCACCUGGAUUACAUGGCUUAAGGCUUCCCAGCUGGCAGGAGUUUAAUAAUCAUACGGAAGCUCUACUUGUCUUCGACGACCUCGGCGAGAGCUCGGCCAGCAGCCUGGGGCUAAGAGUAGAUCUUCGGCCCAGGGAUAGACAAUGCAAGUUCUGGACAGUAGUACAAGCUCAACUGAUGAAUGCACGUAUGUCUUGA
This is a messenger RNA of Protopolystoma xenopodis, 387 nucleotides long. The record is from the annotation of a GenBank genome assembly. NCBI's taxonomy places the organism in Eukaryota, Metazoa, Platyhelminthes, Monogenea, Polystomatidea, Polystomatidae.